AUGUCAACAAAAACAAUACCUCCUUUUUCCACCUCAUUGAAAGCAAAAACAACUCAAUCAAAGCUACUCCAACCACCUUACUAUCAUAUUAAGAUUAAGUCUGCAACAAAAUCAAAAAAUCAUCCUAACAACAAAAUCAAUCAACUAAUCAAUGAAGAUAUACUAGGGGUCUCCACUGAUAAAGAAAUUGAUAACAACAUUACCAUAAUCAAUCAAUUAAUCAAAAAAGAUAGGGUCGACUUUAAUGAUCAAGAUGAUGAUUACAAAGAAACUAUUUCUGAUAAUGAAUCUAACAAUUCAACUAACACAUUAGAUCAUGAGGAAAUAUCUAAUGACCAAACAAACAAACAAAUAAAAAACCAAUCACCUCAAGAUGACAAUAAAUCAUACAGGGUUAAUGCACUAAACAACAUCUUUACAAGAUUAGUUUAA
Messenger RNA from Dictyostelium purpureum, 432 nucleotides. RefSeq lists its product as uncharacterized. Bases 1 to 432 code for a protein of 143 amino acids. Lineage: Eukaryota; Evosea; Eumycetozoa; Dictyosteliales; Dictyosteliaceae. The transcript is spliced from 2 exons. The record is from RefSeq and is a predicted model, not a curated record.